AUGAACGAUAGAGCUCAAAAGAAAAAAAUCACAGAAAUUACAACUUUGCUAAGAGAUAAGCUGACUGAUCCUGAUGCUAUCAAAAGAGAAACUAUUGACUACUACAAAAGUUUAAUGGGAACAAUUUCAACUACUUUGCUUGCCAUGAAUAGAACAUACAUGAAGCAUGGGUCUAUACUAACUCACCAACAUAGGGUGGAUCUAUGUGCAGAAGUGACCAAUCAAGGGAUUGUUGAGAGUCUUGAAGCAAUUGGUGAUGAUAAAGCUCCAUGCAUUAAUGGCUUUAAUGAAAUUUUCUUCAAGAAAGCAUGGGACAUUAUCAAUAUACAGAUCAUAGAUGCUAUGAAAAAGUUCUUUACAACUGGGAAGCUCUAUAAGGCCAUCAAUUGCACUACUGUUACACUGGUGCCUAAAGUGAACAAACCUACCACAGUCAAAGAGUAUAGAUCAAUAGCCCGUUGUUCAAUCCUUUACAAGAUGAUCUCUAAAAUCUUGGCCUACAGAUUACAGAAAGUCAUGCCUUACAUCAUUUGUGAGUCUCAAGAAGGCUUCAUUCCUGGUAGAAAUAUUGCUAAUAAUGUCAUUUUAGCUCAUGAGGUUAUGGAGGAGCUUAGAUUCCCUGACAAGUUUAUCAGAUGGAUCAUGGAAUGUAUUAAGACUGUCAACUAUACUAUUCGUGUUAAUGGGGAAACCACAAAACCAUUCAAUAUUGCCAAAGACCUUCGACAAGGGGAUCCUAUUUCCCUUUUUAUCUUUGCUAUAAUGAUCGAAGAAGGAAUCUUCCCUUUUUAUCUUUGCUAUAGUGAUCGAAGAAGGAACCUGAGUAGAACACUGCAUGGACUGAAGAAGGAAUCUGACUUCCAAUAUCAUCCCAGAUGUAGUAAACUUGGUAUCACUCAUAUGAGUUUUGCUGAUGAACUCCUUUUAUUUUCCAAGGCAAGCUCUGAAGGACCAGAUACUGUCACACCUGGGAUUUGCAAGUGGUUCUCUACCCUUCAAGUACCUAGGCAUCCAUUUGUCUGCAAAGAAAAUAGCUCUCAUAUAGUGGCAACCAUUGAUUGA
Nicotiana attenuata is the source of this 1062-nucleotide messenger RNA. RefSeq lists its product as uncharacterized. The transcript is spliced from 3 exons. The coding region runs from base 1 to 1062 and encodes 353 amino acids. The record is from RefSeq and is a predicted model, not a curated record. Lineage: Eukaryota; Viridiplantae; Streptophyta; Magnoliopsida; Solanales; Solanaceae.